Molecule: messenger RNA, 940 nt
Organism: Pogona vitticeps (central bearded dragon)
Lineage: Eukaryota; Metazoa; Chordata; Lepidosauria; Squamata; Agamidae
Source: RefSeq, a predicted model, not a curated record
UGUCAUCAACCCGCUCUCUCUGCGCAAAGUGGUAUCAUGGAUCUCAGAACUCUUCACUUGAUGUUUAUUCUGAUUUCAGGUGUUUGGGCUCAGGAUCUCGUGGUUUCCCAGCCUGGCUCGACUGAAGCCACGGAAGGGGAAUCCGUCCUGUUGCGAUGCUCCUACAACUCCACCUCACGGCCUAAAGUCGGCAGCUACUGGUGGGUGAAGGACCCAGGCCAACUGGCCGUCAGAAACACCACCCAGGAAUUCAUGGGGAGAGUGAUUGCUGUUAAGGAUCGGGCCUUCCUCGUGGACUGGAAAGCUGAUAUAUGGAUAAACGACCUGCGUCAUUACGACUCAGGGUUGUAUCGAUGUGCGGUGAAACUCCCCGGAUUCCGAGAGGCAUUCGGGAAUGGGACCCAACUUCGUGUGGUUAAGCCAAGCACUGGAAUAUCUGCCCCACCAGACAAUUACAUGGUGCUAAUAUGGAUCCUUCUCCGUGGCCUCUUUUAUGCCUUUGGGAUUGGUGCAGUUGCUCUGGGGACAUGCCUCUAUUUCGAGAAGACAACUCAACAGAACAUCCAGAAGAGGCCACUGUACCACAGAGCAAGUGAAUGUAGGACACCCAGCAGGAAGUGACAACCUGUCUAGGAAAUGGGCCAAGAAAAGACACCAUUCUCUAUUCUCUUUAUUUUUUCCUCAGCUGUUGUCUAUUCCAUCAGCACCUGUGUGAACUAUAAACCCACUCACCCCAAAUCUAGUACAAUGACCAAGUUUUGUAGCACAAACCCCACAUUUGGUAUCACCACCACUAGUCUGAGAGACACAGAUCAAUCAGGUGAAUGCCCCAAAUAUCCAACAUUGGCCUUUUCAUUCAAAAUCUACACCAUAGGUUUGUAGUAUUUUCAGUGCUUAUAGUGCCUGCCAACCAACUGUGUACCUAAGAGAUUUGUGGGGA